Solea senegalensis (Senegalese sole) is the source of this 3883-nucleotide messenger RNA. RefSeq names its product aminopeptidase N-like. Gene Ontology annotation, cellular component: cytoplasm. The record is from RefSeq and is a predicted model, not a curated record. Gene Ontology annotation, biological process: peptide catabolic process; proteolysis. Gene Ontology annotation, molecular function: zinc ion binding; peptide binding; metalloaminopeptidase activity. Lineage: Eukaryota; Metazoa; Chordata; Actinopteri; Pleuronectiformes; Soleidae.
CAGACAGACAGCGUCAUGGGAAAAGGUUUCUACAUCAGUAAGGGCGCAGGAGCUGUGGCCACCAUCAUUGCUCUGUCCGUUGUGUACUCACAGGAAAAGGCUAAGAACAACCCAACCUCACCGACAGACGCACCAGCGACAGACGCACCAGCGACAGACGCACCGACGACAGACACACCCACGGUCACGACUCCGGCUCCUUCCAACGAACCCUGGGACAAGUAUCGACUCCCGAAGAGCCUGGUGCCCGAGCACUACAAUGUCACACUGUGGCCACGACUGACGCCAGAUGAAACAGGGCUCUACGUCUUCACUGGUGACUCCUCUGUCCAGUUCAAUUGUACCGAGGACACCGACCUGAUCCUCAUUCACUCCAACAAGCUGAACUAUUUCAAACAUGCUGGACAUUUGGCUGUGCUCACGUCUGUCAGCCCUGGAGUGGAGGCUCCGGCCAUCAGAUCCUCCUGGCUCCAGCCUGAGACUCAGUACCUGGUCCUGCAGCUGCACAGUAAACUGCUGAAGAACCACAGGUACCAGCUGUGGACCAACUUCACAGGAGAGCUGGCCGAUGAUCUGGGAGGCUUCUACAGGAGUGAAUACAUGGAAGACGGACAGAAAAAGGUCGUUGCUACAACUCAGAUGCAGCCGACAGACGCCAGGAAGGCUUUCCCUUGUUUUGAUGAACCGGCCAUGAAAGCAUUUUUCGACAUCACUCUGAUCCACGACCGAGGAACCGUGGCUCUGUCCAACGGCAGGGAGAAAGAAUCCACCAAUGUCACCAGAGACGGAUGGGAAGUGCAGCAGACUGUUUUUGAGACAACGGAGAAAAUGUCCACUUACCUGCUAGCGUUCAUCGUCAGCGAGUUUGGCUACAUUGGAAACAUGACUGAUAACGUUUUGAUCCGAAUCUUCGCCCGCAAGCCUGCUAUCGAUGCCGGACAAGGAGACUACGCACUCAACAAAACCGGAACCAUCCUGAAGUUCUUCGAGCAAUAUUACAGCUCCGAAUACCCUCUGCCAAAAUCCGAUCAAAUCGCUCUGCCGGACUUUAACGCCGGAGCCAUGGAGAACUGGGGUCUGAUCACAUAUAGAGAGACGGCGCUGCUCUAUGAUGAAAAGUUCUCCUCCAACGGCAACAAGGAGAGAAUUGCUACGAUCAUCGCUCAUGAACUGGCUCACAUGUGGUUUGGAAACCUGGUGACUCUUCGCUGGUGGAACGACUUGUGGCUGAAUGAAGGUUUUGCGUCUUAUGUGGAGUAUCUGGGCGCACAUGAAGCUGAGCCCGACUGGAAUGUGAAAGACCUGAUUGUCCUCAACGACGUCCACAGAGUGUUCGCUGUGGACGCUCUGGCCUCGUCUCACCCUCUGUCCUCCAGAGAAGUAGACAUCCAGAAACCAGCGCAGAUUAGUGAGCUGUUUGAUGCCAUUUCAUACAGCAAGGGAGCGUCUGUUCUAAGAAUGUUGUCGGAUUUCUUGACUGAAGACGUCUUUAAGGAGGGACUCAAGACCUACCUGAAGGAAUUUGCUUUUGGGAACGCCGUCUACACCGACCUAUGGAAGCACUUACAAACGGCUGUGGAUGCAAAUGCGUCUGCCGUUGGUCUGAAGGACAGUGUGGAGGACAUCAUGAACACCUGGGUGCUGCAGAUGGGUUUUCCUGUGGUUACCAUCAAUACCACGACUGGUGCCUUGUCCCAGAAACACUUUCUGCUGGAUCCAGAUUCCAUUGUCACAGCACUGUCACCCUAUAAUUAUGAAUGGAUCGUUCCGAUCAGGUGGAUGAUGAAUGGAGCCAAGCCACAGGAGCCGUACUGGCUGAGGAAGAAAUCAGCGACACACGAUGCAAUGAAAACAUCGCAGUGGUUGUUGGCCAACCUGGACGUGGUGGGUUACUACAGGGUGAACUAUGAUGAUGAAAACUGGAACAGACUCGUGGAUGCUCUGAACACCGAUCAUAAGGUUAUUCCAGUGAUCAACAGAGCUCAGCUGGUGGACGACACCUUCAACCUGGCCAGAGCAAAGAUCAUCCCGACAGUUCUGGCGCUCAGAACCACCGAGUACCUGAACAAAGAGCGGGACUACAUGCCAUGGAGCUCCGCCAUUGGAAACCUGGACUUCUUCUACCUGAUGUUCGACCGCAGUGAGGUUUACGGCCCCAUGCAGAAAUACUUACAGAGAAAGGUCACAGAUCUUUUUUAUCACUACGGGAACUUGACUGACACUUGGAAAACAGUUCCUGACAAACACAUGGACCAGUACAAUCAGGUGAACGCCAUCAGUCUGGCCUGCAGAACUGGACUGGACGAGUGUCAAACUCUGGUCAAGAAUUGGUUUAAACAGUGGAUGACGAGCAAGAAGAACACGAUCCACGCCAACCUGCGUUCCACUGUGUACUGCAACGCCAUCGCAGCAGGGGGCGCUGAAGAGUGGCAGUUUGCCUGGGAGCAGUUUGAGAACGCCACGAUCGCCAGCGAAGCAGAGAAACUGCGAUCUGCGUUAGCCUGCACCAAACAACCGUGGCUGCUCAACAGGUACCUGGAGUACACUCUGGAUCCAGACCGGAUCAGGAAGCAGGACGCCACGUCCACCAUCGUCUACAUAGCCAACAACGUGGUGGGUCAGCCUCUGGCGUGGGACUUUGUGCGAGAUCGCUGGUCGUACAUUUUCUCAGAAUACGGCGGAGGAUCCUUCUCCUUCUCCAACCUCAUCAACGGAGUCACCAAACGCUUCUCCACCGAGUUUGAGCUCAAACAGCUGAAGCAGUUUAAGGAGGAAAACUCAGAUGUGGGUUUUGGCUCCGGGACGCUGGCAGUGGAUCAGUCCAUCGAGCGAACCAUCGCCAACAUGAAAUGGAUCGCAGAUAACAAACAGAGCGUUCUGGAGUGGUUCCAUAGUGCUGUCAAUAGAUAGAAAAUUGAGAAAUUAAUUAAUUAUGAUCUGUAAUUAAUUGAUCUUAUUAACCUCUUUUUUUAAUCUUACCCUAAAAAUACUGACAAAAGCCCUUAACUUGAUGUCUUUUCUUUUAAAUCCAUUAUUACAUUAUUGUGGCAGAUCAAAUGAUUGAUAUAUAACAAAAAGUGGCUUUAUAAAGUAAUUUAUUGUUUUAACAAACUUGGCUAACAAACUUGGCUCGCUAAAUUGUUAACGUCUUCGCUGCUAACAUUAGCUGUGGCUGCACUUGCGACUGUGUACUUUGCAUUGACGUAGUAAGCUAAACUUAAGCUAACUUCUUCUAUCACUUUACCUUUAUUAAUGGUUUUUGAAAUGUAAAUGUCGCAUUCAUUGGGAGGAGAACUCUCACAUGGUCCUCCAUGUUCGUGGCUCCUCACCCUGCCCGCCAAACACAAUGACAGCACAUGUCCAUUGUUUUCAAACCCCAACAACUCAAACACAAGAAGCCCAACACAUAAAAACAGAUUUUAUAAAAAAGCAACUCGCUGAGAUUAAUGCGAUUAAAAAACAUAACACCCUUAAUAUGACUGUAAUUAAUUAGUCGCAAUUAACGCGAUAAUUUGACACCCCUAAUAAAACCAAAGAUUAACGGCCAAAGAAGCUGCGUACUUGCCCUUUAUUUAUAUCAUGUGUUUUUUCAUGUGUGAGGAUUUGAAGAUGUCUGUUUUUUACUCCUUUAAAUCACUUUAAAAACGAAUCCACUUUAUCACUGACAUCGUCCUGAUGACAAUCUUCUGUGUUAUUAGUUUUAAUCGAAAUCUUCUCUGUCUUUUCAUUUAUAAUCAUAAUUCAGUUAUUAUUUUUAUAUCAUUUAUUCAAUUUACUACAUUUUUAUACUUUUCUCUGUAAAUGAGGUUUUUCUGUGAAUUCAAAAGUGGAGGUUUCACAUGUCUCUUAUUAUGUCACAAUAAAAAACGAUUUGUGAUGUAAA